AUGUCAGUCGACGCCACGAUGCCAACCCGCUCGCAAGAUCAGCAAAGCAGGUAUUUUCAUGGCCCUUCUAGUGUCAUGUUUGAUUCCGACAACAAUAGACGCACGAGCCUGAAACACAAUGGUCAUCAGCCCCUCUUGGAUGAGAGACUCAGAGCUCAAUUAGUAGCUAAUCAUACAAAACAACGACAUCUUGAGAUGAUCAAUGCCAAUUCUGGUAAACUAGACCUCGAUGGUGUGGACGUCGAUCUUGCCAUGGAUCUCCUUUCCAUCUUCUGGAACCGCCAGCACUACGAAGGAUCAGCCAUCUACCGGCCAGUGUUUAUGAGAGACAUGGCAGCAAAUGGCCCAUAUUUUUCCAAACUGCUGCUAUACGCCAUUCUCUUCGCUGCGUCCAAGUACGCUGUAGAUGAUCGAGUUCGAAGCGACCCUCAUGACCCAGAAACAACGGGCAUCCCCUUUCGUCGAAGAUUUGAGGAAAUUUUAGUCGAGCCAGGCGCAAAUAGGCUUUUUGAGAGCGAACUCACGACGGCACAGGCACUGCUGAUAGUUGCGAAUGUCCUGCUGUCUUGGCGCGACGAAAGUAGCCUGGCCUGGCAUUAUACAGGAGUGGCCAUCAAUAUGAUCAUCGACCUUGGGAUACAUACAGAGCGUCACCCGACUCAACCCACAAGCAUCUACAAAGCAGAAAAAGUCGAACUUCAUCGCAGGGUAUUCUGGGCAGCUUUCAUUCUCGACAAAAUUCAUGCUAUAUAUCAGGGCAGACCGGCGCGCCUCAGCGGAACUAACAUCAGCGUGCCGAUUCUAUUCCAUGACGACUACGAUGAAUACGAGCCCUUUCAAACUAUUACCUUCACAGCCACUCCCCGUCAGCUGCGACGCCCGACGCACAGUUUGUCGACCAUGGUGGAGCUUUGCAAGCUGAGCCAGAUCAUGGACAAGAUUCUGCGAGAGCUCUACGCCGAGCAGAGUCAGAGUCGCACAGCGUCCGAUAUACUCAACACCUCGAUGAUUCUUCAUCACGAACUCAAGCGCUGGCGAGGUGAACUGCCACCGCAUUUGAAUGUCCGACGGAGGGGUCUUGAAACUGCCGUUAUACUUCCGCAUACGUUGGCCAUGGUGUCUAUGUACGAUUCUCUCGUAAUCCUCCUUCAUCGCCCUUUCGUAUCCGAAGGCCACUUACAAUCCGCUUCUUCUUUUAUCGCGCGGGAAGCCUUGUCCCACUGCGUUACCGCCGCUUUCGAAGUUCACGACAUGCUUCAAUUGUAUAAACAACAUUUUUGCGUGAAAACAGUUCCCUACUUUAUGUCGUACGCGACGUACGUCAGCGCGACCAUCCACGCGCGCCUCGCCUCCCUAAAAAGCAUGGGUUCUCUGCCUGGACAAUGCUUGAAAAACUGUCUCAAUGUCCUAACAGAGCAACAAACAAAGUGCCUCGCUCCCCGCCGUACUUUAAAGAUCCUAAAGCAACUCAUCAGACGCUUGGGUUUGCGAAUGGAGGAUCUACCGACUGAAGAGUUUGAGGUGUCUCGUGGAAAUGAGCCUGAUAGUGAUGGGCAUAUUUUGACACCGGCAAUGAGUUCUCUUCCCGAGGUGACUUAUCUUUCAAGGGUCUCAGAACAGCCGCCGGCUGGUGUUGUUGCUGAGGAUCGGAUGCAUGAUGGGAAUAUGACCGAUUUCGAUUCCAUGUUCCUGGACAUGGACAUGGAUGGCAUUCUAAAAAGCUUUGGAGUCAUCUCGAAUGAGGCCGUACCAGUACAUCCCGGUGGAAACCGCUUUGACGGCGGGAUGGUUCUGGAGAGCAUGGGAAACGUAGAGAGCACAGCUCUGGAGCAGGAAUAUGAAACAGGCCCUGGAUCUUCAGGAGUUCCAGUGUUUUCGGAUCCUCUAUUUGGAUUCGACUUUGAUAUAGUAUAG
Molecule: messenger RNA, 1914 nt
Organism: Beauveria bassiana ARSEF 2860
Lineage: Eukaryota; Fungi; Ascomycota; Sordariomycetes; Hypocreales; Cordycipitaceae
Product: C6 transcription factor
Exons: 4
Coding region: 1-1914 (637 amino acids)
Biological process (GO): DNA-templated transcription
Molecular function (GO): DNA binding; zinc ion binding
Source: RefSeq, a predicted model, not a curated record